AUGCCUGAGAAGUGGACCGCCGAGACCGACCAGAAGCUGCUACUCUAUGCCUUGGAGCUCGGCAUGAUCAAUACAAAGAAGCUGGCUAGCAACGACGUAUCUGCAUCCGCUGUGAGCCAGCACCUCGGCAAGCUCCGCAAGAAGAUCGAGGCGGCUGGCGGCGCUUCAAAAAUGAACGGCGCUUCGAGAGUCUUCGGAACGCCAAUGAAGCGUACCACACCCGGGAAGAACGCCACACCCAAGACGCCCAAGUCCAGCGGCAAGCGCAAGACCAUGAGCGAUGAAGACGACAGCGAAGGCGAUCGCAUGGUUAAUCAUCAGCUAAGCCCGCUGGCCAUGCGCGAGAAGGCGGAGCGCCGCUCGAAGACGCCCAAACUCUAUCGCGAGCCGGCUGUGGACGACGCCAAUGACGUGACGGGUGGCGUCAAGCAGGAGAAUGGUGAGGCGUCUGAGAGUGCUCGUCGCCGUGUGGUGGAUGUUGAUGCUAUGAGUGAUGUGUCCGACUUCAACCCGGAUCACUACACCUAG
Messenger RNA from Recurvomyces mirabilis, 528 nucleotides. RefSeq lists its product as uncharacterized. The record is from RefSeq and is a predicted model, not a curated record. The transcript has 2 exons. Bases 1 to 528 code for a protein of 175 amino acids. Lineage: Eukaryota; Fungi; Ascomycota; Dothideomycetes; Mycosphaerellales; Teratosphaeriaceae.